Plasmodium adleri (nom. inval.) is the source of this 762-nucleotide messenger RNA. Its product is annotated as Plasmodium exported protein (PHISTa), unknown function. The record is from RefSeq and is a predicted model, not a curated record. The transcript has 2 exons. Bases 1 to 762 code for a protein of 253 amino acids. Lineage: Eukaryota; Apicomplexa; Aconoidasida; Haemosporida; Plasmodiidae.
AUGAUUGGAUUUUAUUAUGUUUUUCUAAAUAAUUCUUUAGAAAUUAAAAGCUUAGAAAUAGUUAAAAAUUUUAGUGUGUAUAAACGCAAUUUAGGUGAGGCAGAAAGAAAUACUAAGCGUUCAAAAAGGAAAAAAAUUUUUAAACUUAGAAAAGAAGACACGAAUAAAACAAAAUCCAAUGAAAAUGAUAACAAAUGUAAUGAACAAAAGGUACAGCAAAAUAUAUAUAGUACUAAUAAUGAUAUGAAAAAUACUAAUGUAGAAAAUCAAAGUAAUAUUUCAAUAAGUAAUAUAAAUUAUAAUGAUAUGUCAAAACAAUUAACGGAAAAGGAAUUACUUGAUGUAUUAAAUUCAUUAAAAGAAUGCCCGUCAAAAGAAGAUCUUAGAAAUAUAUGGAAUCAUACAGUUGGUGUUGCCAAAGGAGGUCUUGAUGAUAUACAGAGAGAGUUAAAAGGAUUAAUACAAAAAUAUUUAGAUAAUGAUACUUAUCGUCAUGAUAUUAUGGGACGCGAAGAGUAUUUAUAUAAUAAUAUAUGGCAACAAAAUUUAAGCAGUCUUUGUACAACAGUAGGAAGUGAAGUAGUAGAAAACACUAAUAGGUUUUUUAGUUUAAUUAAUGGUGAACACACACUUGAUGAUAUUUUAAAGUUUAUUUAUUCGUUCUUAGAACAUUUUGAAACAUUAAAAAAGGAAUUACAUGAAAAGCAUCAAAGUGAACUCUUACAAAAAAUUGGACAAAACAUGAAAAAAAAAAAAAAAUGA